Trichophyton rubrum CBS 118892 is the source of this 714-nucleotide messenger RNA. RefSeq names its product riboflavin synthase, alpha subunit. Gene Ontology annotation, biological process: riboflavin biosynthetic process. The record is from RefSeq and is a predicted model, not a curated record. The transcript is spliced from 3 exons. Gene Ontology annotation, molecular function: riboflavin synthase activity. The coding region runs from base 1 to 714 and encodes 237 amino acids. Lineage: Eukaryota; Fungi; Ascomycota; Eurotiomycetes; Onygenales; Arthrodermataceae.
AUGUUCACCGGCCUGGUAGAGAAAGUUGGCACUGUCACUGCCCUUGACCCUCAAGAUGACUCCUCCACAGGCGGGGGCGGGACAUCCUUAACAAUUUCGGAUUGUGCAGAAAUACUUACAGAUACAAAGCUAGGGGAUAGCAUAUGUGUCAAUGGGACUUGCCUAACCGUGACAGCGUUCGAUAAGUCAUCGUUCAAAGUUGGGGUUGCGCCUGAAACUCUACGACGGACAAACCUAGGAUCUCUCAAAGCCGGAUCACCAGUCAACCUUGAACGGUCUGUGCUGGCCACGACACGAAUGGGCGGCCACUUUGUCCAGGGCCAUGUAGACACCACCGCAGAGCUCCUCUCCGUAACCCCCGAUGGCAACUCCCUAGUACUUAGGAUGCAGCCUAAGGACAGGAGUUUGCUAAAAUAUGUUGUGGAGAAAGGAUUCAUUGCUCUAGACGGUGCCAGCUUAACGAUUACCAAGGUUGAAGAUGGUGAAGAUGGUUGGUGGGAAGUCAUGCUAAUUGCAUACACACAAGAAAAAAUAGUCACAUCAAAGAAGAAGCCUGGUGAUAGCAUUAAUGUCGAGAUCGAUCUGGUCGGCAAGUACGUCGAGAAGACUGUACAAGGCUACUUUGAGGGGCAGACGAACGGAGAUUCAGCCGCUCUGGAAAAGAUGGUGGAUAGACUUGUCGAAAAGAAGCUCCAGAGCAUGGGGAAGGUUUGA